AUAAUCUUUAUUAAACUUUUUUUCAAGUCCUAAUAUGUAGUGAAAAACCCGGAAACGUGGUGUAAACUCCGGAAUAAACAUUUAACCCUUGUCACGUACUGAGGUUAUCCCCGUUAAAGUGUACAAAUAGGUCUGAAGGUCUGGUGAGAGGCAUGAGCGGUACAGUCAGGCAGAUCACUGUUACAUCUGACCCAGAUACCCCUUACUUCCUACAGGUAGACUGGGGUGUAGACCUGGGUGCUGGGUUCACAUUAGCUCUUACUGAUGGAAGCUCUGCAUGGAUUGGAGAAGUUUCAGAAGAUGAGGUGAUGAGAGAAGUCUGCGAGUUGGGAGUCACAAGAGAGCAGUAUGUUGAAGAUCUUGUUCACGUGUUCGCUGGUGGAGGAAGAGGAGCGGAAGGGAGAAACAUGAGCGACAAAGAGGAGUAUUCCUUCCAGCUUGCGCCAGACCACAGUCGUCUCUCAUAUCAGAAGAUCUGCAACAACAUCUCGGUACAUUUGGGCACUGUGGAACUCCAGCUUGCUCCAGACUCCUUGGAGCUGACUCGAGACAUGAUUAGCCAGUCAUUAAAGCGCAACAUGGUACUGGAAUCAAAAAACAUCCAGCUAUUGCAAGAGAACAACAGGCUGAAACAAGAGCAUGAGCGGAUACUCAGAGACCUGGAGAAGCAAGUCAAGGACAAAGAAGCAAUGGAGAGGGAGCUGUACUCACAUUUUGUUCUGGUGCUGAAUGAGAAGAAAGCCAAAAUCAGAGGCUUGCAAGACACUGUUCGUCAGCUCCAGCACACCAAUGACCAUCAGAGUGAAGAGCGAAAUAGUGACAGUGACCCAACUCAGGUGAAACAUGGCAAUUGGAACCAAAAUGAGGAGGCACUUCAAAGCAUCAAUCCAUCCCAGGACCCAACGAUCCCUGUCACAGAGCAUAACCUGGGAUGCAGUGCCAUUUACUUGGAUCACAAUGUUUCAGAUGAUGAGACUCUGCAACCAAGAAGGAAGUGCCGAUUUCGUCACACGCAGAAAUCAGAAUCUGCUGAUCAGGAAUAAAUUCACAGGGAAGGUCUGCAAAGCUCUCCUGUACUGCAGAACUAAGAAGCCUAACCUUCAGACUACCCCUGUGGAGCUGCUUUGAGCUCAUCAGCAGCAGCAAAUAUUCAUCACACAAAUCCUCAUAUUUACAAUUAAGUGAUGAUCGCUGGGAGCCAAGAUACCAGGAUAUGUGAAUUCGGUGGGUGAGCCAGCAAUUCAUAAUCACAUUCCAUUACAGUUGCCAUGGCAAGUGUCAGUUAACAAAUAGAUUUUGGGGCAGUAGGCUGCUUUCAGACAUUUAACCCUGUGCCUCUCAUAAAAAGCUGUAGAGGUACCUCGUGAUUUGUAGUGGUGAGGUAGUCGCAAUGGCCCCAUUCUGUUUCGUUAUCCAUUGGGCAAGGUCCUUAACUUAGCACAUUGUAGAAUGGGUGCAGUGUUGGUUGUGACUAAACAGUCAAAUUUAAGACUUAGAGAUACAGUCGCAGUUCUGGCAGACAAACUGCUCCUCAUAUAAGGUUUAUAAGAAUUCACAAGUGGCCUUCCUCUUUGCCAUUUUCACCUUCACUAGGUGGAUUAUCCAUUACUCUCCACGUUGCAUAAAUUGAAGGAGUGAAUUAAAAAUAUGCUUAAUGGAAAAAGAAUUAAAGAUUUCCAUCCAUCCAUCCAUCCAUCCAUCCAUCCAUUUUCUUCCACUUUAUCCGGAGUCGGGUCGCGGGGGCAGCAGCUCAGGCAAAGCCGCCCAGACCUCCCGAUCCACA
Molecule: messenger RNA, 1783 nt
Organism: Thalassophryne amazonica
Lineage: Eukaryota; Metazoa; Chordata; Actinopteri; Batrachoidiformes; Batrachoididae
Product: DNA repair protein XRCC4-like
Exons: 8
Coding region: 153-1043 (296 amino acids)
Biological process (GO): immunoglobulin V(D)J recombination; response to X-ray; positive regulation of ligase activity
Cellular component (GO): nucleus; DNA ligase IV complex; DNA-dependent protein kinase-DNA ligase 4 complex
Molecular function (GO): DNA binding
Source: RefSeq, a predicted model, not a curated record